Molecule: messenger RNA, 1107 nt
Organism: Phialemonium atrogriseum
Lineage: Eukaryota; Fungi; Ascomycota; Sordariomycetes; Cephalothecales; Cephalothecaceae
Product: Clavaminate synthase-like protein
Exons: 3
Coding region: 1-1107 (368 amino acids)
Molecular function (GO): 2-oxoglutarate-dependent dioxygenase activity
Source: RefSeq, a predicted model, not a curated record
AUGGGCGUAACAACCGAGCUUCCCCAGACAGUCCAAUGGAACGGGACAAAGGUCCCGGUCUAUCCCAUGGAGACCAUUGACUAUGCCCGCCUGCUCUCCCAGGAGCCCGAGGAAGUUGAGAGACUGGUUCGCUGCUGCCAGACUGAGGGGUUCUUCUAUCUGGACCUGCAGGGCAUCGAUGGCCGCAGGAUGCUCGACGACGAGCAGUCGACCCUCAAGCUCAUGCACCGCUUCUUCGAGUCGCCCCUUGAGGCCAAGAACGAAUUUGGGCUCAUCACGGGUCAUCUUGGCUACGAACCCAUCGGGUCUCGUACGGGUGUGCUGGAGAACACCAAGGAUGGAUACGAGAUGAUCAAGGUAUCCCGAGACGAGAUCCAGGCAGCCGACCCAAGACUGCCCAGCAUCAUCAAGAACAGCACAGACAUCAAAGUGCUGGAGAACAGCAUUGCCGGAUGCAACACCAUUUCCAAGGUCAUCCUAUCGGCUCUCUCCACCGGCCUCGGCCUCUCUGGAGCGGCGCGGUUCGAGAACUCGCACCGCAACGACCACCUCUCAACCAGCACCCUGGCCAUGAUGCACUACAUCCCCUCCAACCCCGCCCACGAUAAGAACAUCGGGCACCAGAAGCACACCGACAUCAGCUCCCUGACGGUCCUCUUCAGCGAGCAGUGGGGCCUGCAGAUCCGCCCACCCCGCGCCCGCGAGUUCGGUUUCGUGGCGCCCAAGGCCGGCUGCGCCGUCAUCAACGUGGGCGACUCGCUGCGCUUUGCGAGCGGGCACACGAUGCAGUCGUGCAUCCACCGGGUCGUGCCGUACGACUACACCGAGCACCGCUACUCGAUCGCGUACUUCCUCCGGGCCGAGAACCAGACCAUGUUCACCGACAGCGAGGGGAGGUACAUCACGGCUGGCCAGUGGCACGAUGAGAAGUUCUACGCUUUCAAGGCCACGCCCGAUGUGCAGGCCCUGGCACCAAAGUCCAUGCUGCUGGGUGGCAUGGUAGAGGAGGAUGAUGAGCCGGUUGCUGUGGUUGAGCCGGUCGAGGACAAGGCCAACCCGGUCGUGAUGGUGGACGAGAGGAAGGAGGCCCUGGUUGAGGCCUACUAA